ACUUCGAGCGGCGGAGCAGCGCACGGGCAGAGCUGCGCGGCACCGCGGGCUGCGUUGUUCAGCACCGCGGACAGAGCGCUUCAGCACCACGGACAGAGGUGGUCGGCACCACGGACAGGGCGGCGCCCCGCCCGGUAUGCGCGCCCCGCGCCCCGCCGCACCUCCGCUCACAACUACUGCCCUGCACUGGCGGCCCCGGCGGCGAUGGAGCCAACGACGGUCCUGAACGAGAGCUCGGCUGCGGUCCCCUGGCUGCCCGCCCGCGCCGGCAACGCCUCGCUGGAGCUGGCGUCUCGACCCCCCGCGCCCACCGCCAUCAACCCCUGGGACGUGAUGCUGUGCGUCUCUGGCACCGCCAUCGCCUGCGAGAACGCCAUCGUGGUGGCUAUCAUCUGCUACUCGCCCACCCUGCGCACCCCCAUGUUUGUGCUCAUCGGGAGCCUGGCCACUGCCGACCUGCUGGCCGGGAUCGGCCUCAUCCUCAACUUUGUUUUCCAGUACGUGAUCCGUUCUGAGACGGUCAGCCUCCUCACCGUGGGUUUCCUCGUUGCCUCCUUCACCGCCUCUGUGAGUAGCUUGCUGGCCAUCACGGUCGACCGUUACCUCUCCCUCUACAAUGCUCUCACCUACUACUCAGAGAGGACGGUGCUGUGUAUCCACACUAUGCUGGUGUGCACCUGGGGAGUCUCCCUCUGCCUGGGGCUGCUGCCAGUCCUGGGCUGGAACUGCCUCCACGACCACGCUGCCUGCAGCGUUGUCAAACCCUUGACCAAGAGCAACGUGACUCUGCUGUCUGCCUCUUUCUUUCUCAUUUUUAUUAUCAUGCUCCAUCUCUACAUUGAAAUCUGUAAAAUAGUUUGCAGACAUGCCCAUCAGAUAGCUCUCCAGCAACAUUUUCUGACUGCAUCACACUAUGUUGCUACCAAAAAGGGAGUGUCUACUCUUGCUAUAAUUCUUGGGACUUUUGGAGCAAGCUGGCUACCUUUUGCCAUCUACUGUGUGGUUGGGGAUCCCAACUACCCUUCCGUGUACACUUAUGCCACGCUUCUACCUGCUACUUACAACUCCAUGAUCAAUCCUAUUAUUUAUGCCUACAGAAACCAAGAAAUUCAGAGGUCCAUGUGGGUUCUCUUCUGUGGCUGCUUUCAGUCUAAAGUGUCCUUUCGCUCCCGGUCCCCUAGCGAUGUCUGAGUGACUUUUCUUUUUGUAGUACUGCACCAAGUGACAACCCACUUAGUGAAUUAUUACAGUGCCUGUUAUAAACUUCAAACUCUGUUGUGAAGUCAUUGAAAACAUGCUUAAAUAUUAGCACUUUAUACAUCUUUGUAUCUUUGAAAGUGUUCAGGGUAUAAACUUCUCAGUUCUGUGGAAAAAAAAAAAUGUGGUUGUAAAUAAAUUUGCACAUCACAUUGGUAAAGUGAAGAUGUUCUGAUACUGCUUAAUUGUAGCACCUUAUUUCUAGCUGCUGAUCUGCCAAAACAGUGUUGCCUUUCUGAAGGGCAGAGAGAAAGAAAGUUGAUUUUUGUGUUAUAUUUGUACCUGUGUAUGUGUUGGGGGGAGGGAAUGUAUGUGUGAAUGUGUGCAAUUCCUUGCUGCAUAAUAUUGAUAAAUUAUAACAUUUUGUAC
Phasianus colchicus (ring-necked pheasant) is the source of this 1626-nucleotide messenger RNA. RefSeq names its product G protein-coupled receptor 6 (gene GPR6). The record is from RefSeq and is a predicted model, not a curated record. Gene Ontology annotation, molecular function: G protein-coupled receptor activity. Lineage: Eukaryota; Metazoa; Chordata; Aves; Galliformes; Phasianidae. Gene Ontology annotation, biological process: G protein-coupled receptor signaling pathway. Gene Ontology annotation, cellular component: membrane.